AUGCCAGUCAACGUUACGAUCAAACCCGCAGGACGCGCGCUUGCACUUGCCAAGGGUCUUCCCGUUAUACUCACUUUUGACGAGAAAACGGCUGAACAAGUUACCAUUGGGGAUGUCAAGUCGGCGCUUCAGGCCAAGUUUCCACGCAAAUUUUCACUAGAGGGGUCCAAAAACGCUCUUGAUGAUGAGAAAACUCUGAUCGAAACAUCGUCGGAGAAUAAAAGUGCUGCUUCUGGCUCUUUCACCCUCACCGUGAAGGACCUAGGGCCUCAAGUUAGCUGGAGGACGGUGUUCUUGGUCGAAUAUGCUGGACCCCUGAUUAUUCACCCAUUGAUCUACCUCUUCCCUCAAGUUUUUUAUCGCACUACCUUUGAGCAUUCACAACUGCAAACUUUAACAUAUGUUCUUGUGCUGUUGCACUUCCUCAAAAGGGAGCUUGAAACGUUAUUUGUCCAUCGCUUCUCUCAUGCGACAAUGCCGCUCCGUAACAUCUUCAAAAACUCGGCCCACUACCAUAUCCUCAGUGGGAUCCUCCUUGCUGGCGGUGUAUAUGGCCCUUGGUAUUCAAGGAAAGCCCUUGCGGGCUCUUUGCGGGCUAACCCGACCUUCCUUGCAGCAUGCACUGGGGUCUGGCUAGUUGCAGAAGCACUCAAUUUCCAUGCCCAUCUGACAGUCCGGAAUCUUCGUCCGGCUGGAACAAAGACCAGAGGAAUUCCGAGGGGAGGGCUUUUCGAGCUUGUUUCAGUCCCGAAUUACUUCACAGAGGUGGUUGCUUGGACCGCAAUCACGGUCAUGACGCAAAGCCCUUUCGCUGUCCUCUUUUUGGUCGUCUCAACCGGUCAGAUGGCUAUCUGGGCUGCAAAGAAACACAGGGGCUACAAGAAGGAAUUCGGUUCGAACUACCCGAAAGGGCGGAAGGCAAUGUUCCCAUUCAUUUUCUGA
Cantharellus anzutake is the source of this 942-nucleotide messenger RNA. Its product is annotated as 3-oxo-5-alpha-steroid 4-dehydrogenase-domain-containing protein. The transcript is spliced from 7 exons. The record is from RefSeq and is a predicted model, not a curated record. Gene Ontology annotation, biological process: very long-chain fatty acid biosynthetic process. Gene Ontology annotation, molecular function: oxidoreductase activity, acting on the CH-CH group of donors. Bases 1 to 942 code for a protein of 313 amino acids. NCBI's taxonomy places the organism in Eukaryota, Fungi, Basidiomycota, Agaricomycetes, Cantharellales, Hydnaceae.